AUGCUGAAAGAAAAUGGCCAGUUUCCUUCUCUCUAUCAGGUGUCCCGAAAGGAGACAUCUCUGGCUCUUGGCAUGGUUUCCUUGAUGCUUCAUUUCAACUGGACUUGGGUAGGACUUGUCAUUACAGAAGGUCAUAAAGGUCAUCAAUUUCUUUCCGAUGUGCAAGCAGAGAUGUCCAGGAACAGAGUCUGUGCAGCAUUUGUGAAAAUGCUUCCAACUCCCCUUGCAUCCUAUAUGCCAACUGCACAUCAACAUACUAUCCUGACUGGGGAAACAUCACUGGUAACUGUGGUUGUAAUUUACUAUGAUAUUGAUGCCCUAAAUGAUGUAAACUAUGCUAUAGAGCCAUACAUAGCCACAUGGAGAGUCUGGAUCACAAACUCACAAUGGCAUGCUGACAUGGCUGGGAAAAAUUUUAUACUUAACUCAUUCCAUGGGACUCUGAUUUUUUCAAACCACCAUGAGGAAAUUUCGGGUUUCAAAAAUUUUAUCCAGGCAGUUAACCCUUUCAAAUACCCAGAAGACACUUACCUCACUACUUACUGGUUCAAUAAUUUUCAUUGUUCAUUCUCUGAUUCUGAUUGCACAUUGAAGGACUGUACACCCAAUGCCUCUUUGGCAUGGCUGCCUGUGAAUCGUUUUGACAUGGCCAUGAAGGAUGGGAGUUACAAUAUAUACAAUGCUGUGUAUGCAGUGGCCCAUGCCCUCCAUGAGAUGCUUCUUCAACAAGUAGGAAUGCCACCAGUGAGAAACAGAAAAGCUGUGGUGUUUUCCCCCUGGCAGGUAAUGUUUCUUCCACUGAAUGGCACACAGACUGUCAUCAAAGUUCAUUCCUUAAAUUAUCCCACUUGUGCUGUAUCCAUGAAGUUUAUAAUCUUCACUCCCAAACUACAAAAAAUUUCAUAGCAGGCUCA
Heterocephalus glaber (naked mole-rat) is the source of this 914-nucleotide messenger RNA. RefSeq names its product vomeronasal type-2 receptor 116-like. Gene Ontology annotation, biological process: G protein-coupled receptor signaling pathway. Gene Ontology annotation, cellular component: plasma membrane. Gene Ontology annotation, molecular function: G protein-coupled receptor activity. Lineage: Eukaryota; Metazoa; Chordata; Mammalia; Rodentia; Bathyergidae. The record is from RefSeq and is a predicted model, not a curated record.